Molecule: messenger RNA, 1470 nt
Organism: Adineta ricciae
Lineage: Eukaryota; Metazoa; Rotifera; Eurotatoria; Adinetida; Adinetidae
Source: the annotation of a GenBank genome assembly
AUGAAUAAAAUCAGCGAACAAUCGAUCUCAAAUCUUAUCACUAUCAAAAUGGGUAUCAAAUUUCUUGAAUUCGUCAAGCCAUUCUGUCAAAUUAUACCAGAAAUUCAAAAACCUGAUCGCAAAAUUCAAUUCCGUGAAAAAGUCUUAUGGACAGCCAUCACAUUAUUCAUAUUUUUGGUCUGUUGUCAAAUACCUUUAUUUGGAAUCAUGUCAUCCGAUUCUGCUGAUCCAUUCUACUGGAUUCGUGUUAUUCUUGCAUCAAAUCGAGGUACAUUGAUGGAAUUAGGUAUUUCACCUAUCGUCACGUCUGGUCUCAUCAUGCAAUUGUUAGCCGGUGCCAAAAUCAUUGAAGUCGGUGACACACCCAAAGAUCGUGCUCUAUUCAAUGGAGCACAAAAACUCUUCGGUAUGGUCAUUACCAUUGGACAAGCGAUUGUCUAUGUGAUGACUGGCAUGUAUGGUAUUCCAUCGGAAAUCGGCGCUGGUGUUUGCCUUUUGAUCAUCAUUCAAUUAUUCGUUGCUGGUUUAAUCGUUUUACUGCUCGAUGAAUUACUUCAAAAAGGCUAUGGUCUCGGCUCUGGUAUUUCGCUAUUUAUUGCAACGAACAUUUGCGAAACCAUCGUUUGGAAAGCAUUCAGUCCAGCUACAAUCAAUACCGGACGUGGCACUGAAUUCGAAGGUGGUAUCAUUGCUUUGUUCCAUCUUUUGGCAACACGACAUGAUAAAGUUCGAGCUUUACGUGAAGCUUUCUACCGUCAAAACUUACCCAACUUGAUGAAUUUACUUGCCACAGUUCUCGUUUUUGCAAUUGUUAUCUACUUUCAAGGCUUUCGCGUUGAUCUUCCCAUCAAAUCAGCUCGCUACCGUGGACAAACAUCAUCUUAUCCAAUCAAAUUGUUUUAUACAUCCAACAUCCCUAUCAUUCUUCAAUCGGCUCUUGUUUCGAAUUUAUACGUCAUCUCACAAAUGUUAUCGACAAAAUUCGCCGGCAACUUUCUCAUCAAUUUAUUAGGUGUUUGGGCUGAUAACGGUCCACAACGAUCAUAUCCGAUCGGUGGUUUGUGUUACUACCUAUCACCACCGGAAUCGUUUCAAGCUAUGCUGACGGAUCCCGUUCAUGCUAUUCUUUACAUUGUAUUCAUGCUCGGUUCGUGCGCAUUCUUUUCGAAAACAUGGAUUGAAAUCUCCGGUUCAAGUGCCAAAGACGUUGCCAAACAAUUAAAAGAACAACAGAUGGUCAUGCAUGGUCACCGUGAAAAGUCAAUGAUUCAUGAGUUGAACCGAUAUAUUCCAACAGCUGCUGCCUUUGGUGGUUUGUGUAUCGGUGCAUUGUCCGUCUUAGCCGAUCUUCUUGGUGCAAUUGGUUCGGGUACUGGUAUUUUAUUGGCUGUCACAAUUAUUUAUCAAUACUUCGAAAUCUUUGUCAAAGAGCAGAAUGAACUCGGUGGCAUGGGUACACUUCUGUUUUAA